GGAGAGCAGCUGCAGAGACCACCCAGAGGACAGGAUGCCACUCAGCAGAGCUCUGAUUCUGGGGGUCCUCGCCCUGGCCACCGUGCUCAGCCGCUGUGGCGGUGAAGACGACAUUGAGGCUGACCAUGUAGCCUCCUAUGGUGCACUUUUCUAUCAGUCUUAUGGACCCAAUGGCCAGUACUGGUUUGAAUUUGAUGGUGACGAGUUAUUUUAUGUGGACUUGGAUAAGAGGGAGACAGUCUGGAGGAUUCCCGAGUUUGGCAAACAGACAAGCUUUGACCCCCAAGGUGGAUUGCAACAGAUAUCUGUAGGAAGACAGAACUUGGACACCCUGACUAAGGAGACCAAUUCCACCCCAGCUACCAACAAGGCUCCUGAGGCGACCGUGUUCCCCAAGUCCCCUGUGCUGCUGGGUCAGCCCAACACCCUCAUCUGCUUUGUGAACAACAUCUUCCCUCCCGUGAUCAGCAUCACAUGGUUGAGAAACAGCGAGUCAGUCACAGAAGGCGUUUAUGAGACGAACUUCCUCCUCAGCCGUGACUAUUCCUUCCACAAGAUGUCUUACCUCACCUUCAUCCCUUCUGACGAUGACGUGUACGACUGCAAGGUGGAACACUGGGGCCUGGACAAGCCGGUUCUCAAACACUGGGAACCUGAGAUUCUGGCCCCCAUGUCAGAGCUGACAGAGACUGUGGUCUGUGCCCUGGGGUUGUCUGUGGGCAUUGUGGGCAUCAUGGUGGGCACCAUCUUCAUCAUUCAAGGCCUGCGAUCAGGUGGCACCUCAAGACACCCUGGGCCCUUAUGAGUCACACCCUUGAAAAGAAGGCAUGUGGCCCUCUCCAGGGAGGAAGUAGUGUGCUGGGUGACCUGGAGCAGUGUGUCUUCCAGCCCAAUGCAUCAUCUUUGUCUUCCCCAAGUGUCCUCCAUCUGUCUUUUCUCUUGGACCUGUGGCUGUCCCUGCUUACAGCUCACACAUCCUUGGCAUUCUCCCCUGAUCUGAGUUUUAUUUUUUGGCAUCUUCCAAAUCAUAUCUACUGUAGAAUCUCUCAGAGAUCCUGAUUUAGUAGCACCAAAAAUAUAAAAAAAAAAAAAAAUCCAAAAAAACCCAAUAAAUCUCCUCUUAUAAAUUGUC
Arvicanthis niloticus (Nile rat) is the source of this 1132-nucleotide messenger RNA. RefSeq names its product H-2 class II histocompatibility antigen, I-E alpha chain-like. NCBI's taxonomy places the organism in Eukaryota, Metazoa, Chordata, Mammalia, Rodentia, Muridae. The record is from RefSeq and is a predicted model, not a curated record. Gene Ontology annotation, cellular component: membrane; MHC class II protein complex. Gene Ontology annotation, biological process: antigen processing and presentation; immune response.